Sabethes cyaneus is the source of this 5499-nucleotide messenger RNA. It is a transcript of the gene Ser, whose product is annotated as protein serrate. The coding region runs from base 1351 to 5499 and encodes 1382 amino acids. Gene Ontology annotation, biological process: Notch signaling pathway; cell communication; heterophilic cell-cell adhesion. NCBI's taxonomy places the organism in Eukaryota, Metazoa, Arthropoda, Insecta, Diptera, Culicidae. The record is from RefSeq and is a predicted model, not a curated record. Gene Ontology annotation, molecular function: Notch binding; calcium ion binding. The transcript has 19 exons. Gene Ontology annotation, cellular component: protein-containing complex; plasma membrane.
CACCUCGACGGUUUCGUUCGGCGCAAUCAAUUGCUCCCAGUGUUUGUGUGACAAUAAUCAUAAUCAUAACUCGUUCAAUUAUUGGAUACCCCCCAAAACCGGCUGCGGGUCGCGAGGAGGCGCAACACAGCUGGCACAUUCCGUGGCACACAACAGACGACACAACGUUGCUUAUCUCGUGCGAUUUCCGUUAUACAGUGUGCGCUGUGCGCCGAUCAACCCCGGGCAGGGACCCCUCGGUGGGUCGUGAGAAAUUCAGCGAACGAAUCAAAUUGUUACUUUCAGUACUGUGCCACCGAGAGUGCCGUCGGCGGUUUAAUUUCGUUUUCGGUGGCAGGUGAUCUUUAUUUUGUCCGCGUCGCCGCGUCGAAGCUGGAUGCUGGUGUGAAGAAGAGGCUGCUCAAGUGGUACUCGGCGGUAAUUGGACUAGUGUGCUAAGAGUAGUGAUUGUUCUGCGCCUUUCGGCAGCGACCGCCCAAAAGUGUCCGCGGCGUAAUUACGGAGUGUUACCAGGGCUAAGUAUCGGGAGCAGAAAUCAAUUGGCAGAAAAGUGAAGCGCGCGUGGUUGGUGCGCACCUAUAGGGUAAGAAGCAUGAGGAUCUGAAAGUUGCGCUUCUUCGGUUCGAAGGAGACGAAGUGUGCAAAAUAGUGGCCGUGGAAAAUGCUCAUCAAUUUCGGGCACAACAGCACGUCGUUCUUCGUCAUCAUCAGCAGCGUGAUUACCGGUGCCGGGCAAGUGACGACAGUUUCUGACAAGUGGCAGCGUGAUUGCAAGUGAUUUUUAAAUUGAAUCGUGGAAGAUACAGAGGCAAGGUGCACCACCGGAGGAAGUUGAAUAAAUUAAUUUUUUUUCGGGUUGGUUGAAAGAAGAAUGAAAGUUCCCAUCGGAUCCUAUCGGUUGCGUGUUGUUGUUGGUGGAAUUUUGGUCCAAACGGUUCUGCCACGGUCAGUAGCGGUAGAGGAAAAGUACUGAACCUGCCGACGAAACGGCACAUUACAAUGGCCAUAGAAUCGUUCGACGCUGGGCUGGGAAAGAACAAGUGAUGAAUAUCGUCAUCUGGUGUAGAACAGCGAACACAAUUGGCAGAAGAAAAGGAAAAAGUGAUACCGGAAGCGACGGUGGCAGCGGCGGUGGUGGUGAUUGCGGACAUCAGUGCAACUGGAUUAGAGCAGCGGAAGUGGUGGUGGUGCUGGUGGUGGAGGUUGUGCUGCUGCUGCAGCACGAUUGCAACUAUACGAGUGCGGCCGCAGGCGGAAACUGCGGGAACUGAGACUGAAAGCGGCGAACAGUGGUGGUGCGCUAGUGGAAACCAGCCGUCCGUUCGUCCGGAGCGGUGCAGUGCGCGAGCGAUGGUGAAGAUGGGCAUCGGUGGCCUGCCCGUGCGGACCGAUGCUGCCGUCGUCGUCGUCGUCCUGUUCCUGCUAACAACUGUGAUCUCAAUGGUUUCCUCGUCGGGCUUCUUCGAGAUGCAAAUUCUGGAGAUAGCCAACACCAACAGCCAUCUACUGUCCGGAUACUGCUGCGGUCUGCCGGCGGACAAGCAGCAAACCCAAACGACCGGAUGUCCGGCAUGUGCAACGGCGUUCAGUCUGUGCCUGAAGGAGUACCAGGGCACGACUUCCAGCGCCCAGCAGCAGCUGCUGCUCAAGGGCGGCGUCCAGCAGGCGGAAGUCAUCGGCCACAUGCAGCAGCAGCGGGGGGAAGCCCUGCUACUGGAACCACAGCAACCGUCGGCCAUGUACGGCUGUGCGUUCGGCAACGCCAGCACACCGGUGCUCGGCGGUUCCAGCUUCGUCCUGUCCGAUUCGGAAAUCGGCCGGGUCACGCUGCCCUUCACGUUCCGGUGGACGAAAUCGUUUACCCUGAUCCUACAGGCGUUGGAUAUGUACAACGAGUCCUAUUCAAUAUCCGACCGGCUGAUCGAGGAGACAUCAUUCUCCGGCGUUAUCCUACCCUCGCACGAAUGGAAUACAUUAGAUCACACGGGGAAGAACGCCCGGAUCACCUAUCGGGUUCGGGUGCAGUGUGCGGACAACUACUACAACACGACCUGUACGACGUUCUGCCGGCCCCGGAAUGACCAAUUCGGCCACUAUACCUGCGGCGAGCAGGGCAACAAGGUGUGCCUACCGGGCUGGCAGGGCGCCAACUGUGAGAAAGCAAUCUGCAAGCCAGGAUGCGACCAAAUUCACGGCAAAUGCGACCAGCCCGGGGGAUGCGAAUGUCGGCCUGGUUGGCGAGGGCCGCUUUGUAACGAGUGUAUGGUCUAUCCGGGCUGUCGCCAUGGUUACUGCAAUGGUAGCGCCUGGCAGUGCAUCUGUGAUACCAACUGGGGUGGAAUCCUGUGUGAUCAAGAUCUCAACUAUUGUGGCACUCACGAACCGUGCAUGCACGGUGGAACCUGCGAAAACACGGCCCCGGAUCGGUACCGGUGCACCUGUGCCGAAGGCCUUUCCGGAACGCGGUGCGAAAUCGUCGAACAUCCGUGCGCCCCGCAGCCGUGCAAAAACGGUGGCACCUGCGCACUGACCGGAAGCUACGGAAUGGGUCGCGACGGGCAGGACAAACUCGGCUCGAGCAGUACGCCCCCGUCGAUUAUCGUCCGGGGGAUGCGGGGGAUGAGUUCGAUGGGUAAACCGUACGGCCGGGCCAACGGUGGCGUAGAAGGCGGAGGAGAUGGAGGCGGUGGUGGUGGUGGUAUGGAGUCCAAGGAAAUAGCAGCGACACGGCACAUUUCGCCACCACAGCCGCUGAAAGAUUUCGUGUGCACCUGCUCGCCCGGAUGGACCGGACCGACCUGCGAGAUAAACAUUGACGAAUGCGCCGAAGGACCGUGCCAAAAUGGCGGUACCUGCAUCGACAUGGUCGGCAAGUUUCGCUGCGAGUGUCCUCCGCAGUGGACCGGCGAAACCUGUAAUAUCGAUGUCGACGAAUGUGAAACGAACGUGGCAUCCGGACUUGGACCGUGCAUCAAUGCUGAAUCUUGUCGGAAUCUGCCCGGAUCGUUCCAGUGCAGCUGUCUCGAGGGCUGGGGAGGUCCGACCUGUGCGCAGAAUCUGGACGACUGCGUGGGCCGGUGCAAAAACGGUGCCACCUGUAUCGACCUGGUCAACGAUUAUCACUGUGCCUGCGCGGCAGGCUACACGGGUCGUGACUGCAGCACCGAUAUCAACGAGUGUGUGAACUUCCCGUGCCGCAACGGGGGCGAGUGUGUCGAUCUGAUCGGCAACUUCAAGUGCAUCUGUCCGCUCGGGUACUCCGGAACCCUGUGUGAGGAAGCGAAGGACCACUGCACCUCGUCACCUUGCAUCGAGGGUCGCUGUUUGAACACUCCGGGCGGAUACUACUGUCACUGUCCGCCGGCGCGGGCCGGAAGGCACUGCGAGUUCCUCAGGACGCCGUGCAGCUCUCCUCCCUGUUCCAAUGAUGGCUGUACUAUGCCGAUGACGAAUGAAUCCUCGAUCAACGCGGCCAUCAUGACCCCGUGCAGUGGACGUGGGAAAUGUGAAUCUAACGCGCUCGGAUCGAGCUGCAUGUGCCAGCCCGGUUUCACGGGGAGUUUCUGUCAGCACAAUGUUAAUGAGUGUAUUUCGAAUCCAUGUAAACAUAACGGAAUUUGCAUCGACGGAGAUGCGGAUUUCAGCUGCGAGUGUCCUCCUGGUUGGACUGGACGAACCUGUGCCGAGCGAGCCGUACAGUGUCAGCAGGGCCAGUGCUUGAACGGUGGUUCCUGCAUAUUGUCACCGAUUUCCGGUAUCUCGCAGUGCCGCUGUACGCUCGGCUGGGGUGGACCGUUCUGCAACGAACCGGUCGAUCAGUGCCAGGGGCAGCCGUGUCAUAAUGGCGGUACCUGCGAGUCCGGUCCCGGAUGGUUCCGAUGUCUGUGCGCGAGAGGUUUCUCCGGACCGGACUGCCGCAUCAAUGUGAACGAGUGUUCGCCCCAACCCUGUCUAGGAGGGGCCACCUGUAAAGACGGAAUCGGUGGAUUCACCUGCAUCUGUCCCGUCGGACGCAGAGGCGUGCGUUGUGAAAUUCUACUUUCGGACCCCUCGUCGGUUUGCUCGAACACAACCACAAAUUCUCCGUACGAUCCGCUGGUGGAUCGUGACACUCCAACCGUGAUCGACGAAAGUAACUGCAACUCGUGCGUCUGUGCCAAUGGCAAGCCACGCUGCUCGAAUCUGUGGUGUGGCCUGAAGAACUGCUUGAACAGGAAUCUCUCGAAUCACGCCUGCGAAACCCAUCAAGUUUGUGUCCCGGCAGCUCAGGAAAGCUGCCUUUCGCCACCGUGCGCUCCCCGAGGCGACUGCCGGACGUUCGAACCUUCACGGAGGGUCGCUCCUCCACGCAUUCCAGCUCCGACCGACUGCUGGCCCAAUCAGGCAACGUUGGGCUCGCAGUGUGCUCGAAUCUCCAUCCUGCUGGAGUUGAACCGAUUAGCUAGAGGAACAUCCGUCGAUGGUCUGUGCCACAUUCUACGGUUACAGCUUGGCGAAAAGCUGAUCAAGAAUCCUUCGUUCGACGUUUCCGUCUUCAUUGUGGUUCUCUGCGAUCUUAAAGUGGGAACCAACGACACAAUCGAAGUGACUUUGUCAACUCCAACGGAUAGCAAUACCAGUUCGGGAUCGCUUCCGGAAGUGGUUCGACUGCUAGCGGAAAUCCUCUCCCGCCAGCAGGGCAUCCAGAACGAUUCGUUCCAAACGGACAUCACCGAGGCAGCGCCACUAACUUCGAUCUUGGAAGUCAAAGUGGAAACGGCCCUCAUCAACGAGACCGGCAGUGAUUCGAACUACCUGAUCGCGUUCGGAUUUGGAAUUGCCAUCGUUGCCCUGUGUCUGGGAGCUUUCGUUGCCCUCAUAUGGCGACAGAAGAUCCACAGCCAUUCCGGCUCGGGAACGAAUCUUACUCCACAUCUGGACCUAUCUCGGGGUCACGAGGAAGAGAAAAGCAAUAACCUGCAAAACGAGGAGAACUUUCGGCGGUACGCGAAUCCGUUGAAGGGCAGCGUCAGCUCUCUGCGUGGUGCGAUGGAGCUGAGCCUCAAUCCGGCACCGGAAAUCAACCAAAUCGCCGGACCAAGCAGUGCACUGCACCGAUCUCAGCAGCUGUAUCCGAGCUGCGGCUCCGAUGCUGCCGAGUACGAGAAAGAUCCGGACAAGCAGAAAGCUGCCAACCGGAACUCGCACAUUUUGCUGCACAAAACGCAGAACGCCGACGUCACCAAGAACAUCGUCAGCUCGAUCGAGAGCCAACACAAAGACUUCGGCAAGCGAAGCAUCAACGAUCACACGGCGUCCUCGGUGGUGAUGUUGGGGACGACGCCCUCGCCAAGCGUGAGUUCCCAACCGGCUGCCGUCGCCGCCGCCGCCCCCGUCACCGCUGCCACCAUCUCCACAGUUGCCCCGGCCGGUGUUGCAACAACCCUAAGUAGUACUCCAGUCGUGCCCAGCAGCACGACGACGAUAUCCGAAUCCGAUGUUCUCACUGUACAUGUGUAA